AUGGCGGGCGGCUCUCACCCUUAUUAUCCUCUCGGGGCCGACAUCGUCGGCUAUUCGCCCAACCAAACCCCUGUUCUGGAGCUAUUGGUAACAGCUGGUGGGGGAUGUGCGGUCCUGCUCGGAUUGACAUUUGCUUUGGCCAGUUAUGUACGACCAACUCUUUGUGUAGCGGAUCGGAUUGCCAUCUUGUGGUUUGUGCUCUGUAUGACCCCACCAAUGCUGCCCGACCAAGAUGAAAAGAAUGGAACUAACUGUGGAUUAGCUGGGACUUUACACUGUUUCUUUGAAGGGUAUUUCAUGCUGCACCAUGAGCACAUGGCAUCUGCCCAGGAUCUCUUCGGACAAUUGUGGAAAGAAUACGCCCUGUCCGAUUCCCGAUACAUGACCUCAGACACACUGGUGCUAUGCAUGGAAACGAUGACGGUGGUGAGUGCCCAUUCACCGAAACUAGGACCGGGCCUUUCCAAGCUUAACCCACUGACCAACCCAAUCCACCAGCUUCUGUGGGGCCCCCUCUGCUUCGUUGUUGCCUAUCUGACCGCAACGCGGCACUCAUUGCGCCACCCGAUGCAAGUCGUUGUGUGCAUGAGCCAUCUCUACGGCGAUACACUGUACUAUGUCACCAGUCUUUUCGAUCACUAUGUCCAUGACCGACCGUAUAGUCGUCCGGAGAGGUAUUAUUUCUGGGUAUACUAUUUCUUGAUGAAUUUCAUCUGGAUUGUGGUUCCAUUUUGUAAGUUGUCCGUCGCUUAG
Penicillium odoratum is the source of this 753-nucleotide messenger RNA. RefSeq names its product EXPERA domain-containing protein. The record is from RefSeq and is a predicted model, not a curated record. The transcript has a single exon. Gene Ontology annotation, molecular function: C-8 sterol isomerase activity; cholestenol delta-isomerase activity; steroid Delta-isomerase activity. Gene Ontology annotation, biological process: sterol biosynthetic process. NCBI's taxonomy places the organism in Eukaryota, Fungi, Ascomycota, Eurotiomycetes, Eurotiales, Aspergillaceae. Gene Ontology annotation, cellular component: membrane; endoplasmic reticulum. Bases 1 to 753 code for a protein of 250 amino acids.